Messenger RNA from Fusarium oxysporum Fo47, 776 nucleotides. RefSeq names its product DUF1770 domain-containing protein. NCBI's taxonomy places the organism in Eukaryota, Fungi, Ascomycota, Sordariomycetes, Hypocreales, Nectriaceae. The transcript has 2 exons. The coding region runs from base 173 to 706 and encodes 177 amino acids. The record is from RefSeq and is a predicted model, not a curated record. Gene Ontology annotation, biological process: mitophagy. Gene Ontology annotation, molecular function: mitochondrion autophagosome adaptor activity.
AUCACUACCUACCUUACCUCCACUAUCUGUGCACUGACCUUACGGUACCUUUAGCAAUCAACACCACUCUCAUCAACAAGGUAUCUGCUAUCUGCUCGGCGACAACAAUCCGGGACAUCUUGAAAACACCAGACUCGCACCAUAAUUCCAGCCGGGACUACGCACACCAAAUAUGGACUCGGCUCCCACAGAGCUUGCCGCCACUAUCCAGGCUGCAAGCAUCGAACACCAUCCAGAUCCUGCUCUUGAUACCAACCCGCCCACAGCAGCCGAGAGAAGACAACCUGUGACCCUAGAGCACGUCAAGCACGAGCACGACGAUGGAAUCGACGAGGAGGAGGAUGAAGAAGAGGACAUCCCCUACAGCGUUCUCCGACCGGCGCCCAGACAUUCCCACCUACCUCCUCUGCCAGAUCUGCGCUUCGAGCAGAGCUAUCUUCGAAGUAUCUCCAAGGCGGAUACAUGGUGGAAGGUGGCGUUGAUCACAACGAGGGAUCAGGCAUGUAUAUGUAGAGUAUCAAAGCUUCUGGUUGCUAACACGGUGCCAGAUCAUCAUGCCCUUGACCCAGGGCUUAGUGUACAACCUCUUCCUCUGUGGCUGGCAACAUUGGAACAGAAAUGCUCGAUUGCACGGCAACACAUUAGGUGCGCGAGUAAGACGCUGGUGGUGGGGAGUCAACAAUUGGAAGAUACCUACCCAUCCUAAGAGAGGUUGACGAGAUCGGGAGUUGAAAAGACUACACACAAUACUCAGGAGGCCGAUCGCAUUGCCAUGU